Messenger RNA from Leptinotarsa decemlineata (Colorado potato beetle), 1991 nucleotides. Its product is annotated as organic cation transporter protein. Gene Ontology annotation, molecular function: transmembrane transporter activity. Gene Ontology annotation, biological process: transmembrane transport. The record is from RefSeq and is a predicted model, not a curated record. Gene Ontology annotation, cellular component: membrane. Lineage: Eukaryota; Metazoa; Arthropoda; Insecta; Coleoptera; Chrysomelidae.
GAACUGACUUAAUUUUGGAAAUUUUCCCAGUGAAAAACUCAGUAGUUGUUCAUUUCUAUCAUCGUCCGAUAGUGAAAAAUUACAAUUUUUGGGUGUUUUGAAGACAUGUAGUCAAUUAAUGCAAUCAGUAGUCAUAGAAACUGUGAGUGUCAGAGACAGUACAUGCAUGAGUGAUGAGAAAAGGAAUCGAUGAUCUUGACGACAUACUGGAAGAGAUUGGAGAAUUCGGAAUAUAUCAGAUUAGUAUCUUACUUCUGCUGUGUUUGCCAAUUACCUUCGCAGCUUCCAACAGCUUCAGUUACGUUUUCACAGCCGGAGUUCCCAAAUACAGAUGUUUCAUACCUGAAUGCGAAGACCCAUACACCGCAACUUACGAUGCACCUUGGACAAGUUGGGCCAUUCCACCGGAAUCUUCUGAGAAUCAGGUGAUUGGAGUCCAAAGCGACACUUGCUCAAGAUAUCUGCCCACAAAUGUAUCGGAACUCAAUUCCACUAUCUGCUCCAAAAACAGUUUCACGAACACCAUAGAAACUUGCACAGAAUGGAUUUUUGAUGGCAGUGAAAGAACAAUUGUAAAUGACUGGAAUAUUACCUGCUUAGAAAAUCAAUGGAAAAUUUCAUUGGUCGGAACUGCACAUUUUACUGGAAUAAUAAUUGCAACGGUAACAUGCGGACUUCUGGCGGACAAGUACGGUAGAAAAGUAACACUCAUCAUCUUCACUUUCUUGAUGAGUUUAACAGGAGCACUUCAAGUUCUCUCUCCUGAGUAUGUUACUUUCGUCGUAUUCACGUUCAUCUCUUCACUAGCAACAGCAGCGGUAUAUCCCUUAGCUUUCAUACUCAUUAUGGAAAUGGUUGGAAAAUCGAAGAGAGGGUUGCCGUGUAUUGUUCUGAAUUGUUUCUACUCACUAGGAGAGGCAGUAGUAGCACCAAUCGCAUGGUAUACCCGAGACUGGGUUCAAACGCAACUGAUCGUAUCAAUACCUGCCAUUGUGUUUUUGGCAUAUCACUGGAUAAUUCCUGAAUCUGUGAGAUGGCUCUUGGUAAAUAUGAAAAGAGAAGAAGCCAAGAAAAUCAUGCUGAGAGCAGCAAAAUUCAACCAAGUCACAUUAUCUGAUGCAGCUAUCAAGUUUAUAGAGGAUGAUUCACUGAAUGAAACAGAAGAUUCCGAAAAGGAUACAAUGUGGAGCGUCAUUAAAGGAUUCAUGACAUCCCGGAAACUGAUAAUAAGAUUUCUAAUGGUGUACUUCAUUUGGGGUGUGAUUUCUUUCGUAUAUUAUGGACUCUCCAUCAACUCCACCAGCCUAGGAGGAAACAAAUAUCUCAAUUUCUCUUUGGUAGCUCUAGCAGAAAUACCAGGAGUCACCCUGUCAUGGAUCAUCAUGCAAACUUUAGGAAGAAGAAUAUCGCUAGUGGGGUCUUUGUUACUCUCUGGUGUAACCUGCAUUGUAACUAUUUUCAUCAAUGGAAGCACAAGCAACUGGGCGGUUCUUACUUUUUUCCUCAUAGGAAAGAUCGGGAUAUCGUCAGCUUUCUCGAUAGUUUAUGUACACACUGCCGAGUUGUUUCCUACAAUCAUAAGAAGUGGAGGAGUUGGUUCUGCUUCAACCGUAGCCCGAGUUGGGGCACUUCUGGCGCCCUUUGCUCCAUUAUUGGGUCUCUUCUUCAAUCAACUCCCCAUGAUUAUAUUCGGAUCUGUUGCUAUUCUAGCUGGCCUGUUGGCAACAAGAUUACCUGAAACUCUUGGACGUAGUUUGCCUGAAACUGUACAGGAAGCAAAAGCUAUUUGAGAGGAGACCUACUGAUGUUUUUGUGGGUGAUGACGACUUGUGGUAAUCAGAACAUCUAUAGGAAUCACUAUUUUAUCAUCGAAAAUUUCAGCUGAUACCAAUUGAAUGAAAGUAACUCAAUUGUGAAUAAUUGAAUAGAACUGGCCGAUACUUGAUGAAAAUAAAUAUUGAAAAACAAAUUAAUACAGUUUAUUGCAUGAU